Eurypyga helias (sunbittern) is the source of this 1336-nucleotide messenger RNA. RefSeq names its product N-acylsphingosine amidohydrolase (acid ceramidase) 1 (gene ASAH1). Gene Ontology annotation, molecular function: N-acylsphingosine amidohydrolase activity; fatty acid amide hydrolase activity. Gene Ontology annotation, biological process: fatty acid metabolic process. Lineage: Eukaryota; Metazoa; Chordata; Aves; Eurypygiformes; Eurypygidae. The transcript has 14 exons. Gene Ontology annotation, cellular component: lysosome. The annotation marks the transcript as partial. The record is from RefSeq and is a predicted model, not a curated record.
GCGCAGCUCGUCUGGGCGCCGGAUCCGUAUGGAGAAGAGUGCAGGAGUAAAACCUACCCUCCUUCAGGACCAACGUUCAAAGGGAAUGUACCCACCUAUGUCAUAAAUCUUGAUUUACCUCCCAGCAAAAGAUGGGAUAACUUGAUGCACGACAAAAAGACAGAGCUGAAGGCUGUGGUCCAGAAUAUUAAAGAUAUAGCAAAUACCUUCUUCCCCAGCGGCAAAGUUGUUGACAUAGUGGAUAAAAAAAUAGCUCAUCUGACUGCCACGCUUCCUUAUCCUUUCAAUGAAGAACUCCAAGGGAUUGCAAAUUCAUCUGGGAUUCCUUUGGGGGAAAUUGUUAUUUUUAACAUCUUUUAUGAAAUUUUUACUGUAUGUACAUCAAUAGUGGCAGAAGAUAAAACAGGGAAGCUGUACCAUGCUAGAAACUUGGAUUUUGGACUCUUUCUUGGAUGGGAUGUUAAAAACAACUCCUGGACUGUAACUCAGGUGUUGAAGCCGAUAGUGGUCAGCUUGGACUUCCAGAGAAACAACAAAACGGUGUUCAAGUCUACCAAUUUUGCAGGAUACAUCGGCAUGGUGUCUGGAGUCAAACCGGACUUGUUCACUCUGACGAUGAAUGAGCGUUUCAGUCUUGAUGGGGGUUAUGUCGGAAUCUUCGAAUGGUUUCUUGGUAGAAGAGAUGGAAUGUGGAUGGGCUUUCUUACCAGAACAGUAUUAGAGAACGCUACGAGUUACCAGGAUGCAAAAGACAAACUGGCAAAAACAAGACUGCUGGCUCCUGCUUACUUUAUACUGGGUGGAAAAAAUUCUGGAGAAGGGUGUGUGAUAACUCGUUCCAGGACAGCUACUCUGGAUAUCUGGGACCUUGAUAUCAAGAAAGGCACGUGGUACGUGUUAGAAACGAACUAUGACCGCUGGAAGCCUCCGCUAAUCUUGGAUAAUCGUAGAACACCUGCAAUGAAAUGCCUGAACCAGACGACGCAAGAGAACCUCUCCUUACCGACAAUUUACGAUGUUCUCUCCACAAAGCCUGUCCUUAAUAAGCUGACUGUGUGCACAACACUGAUGGAGGUGGACCGUGGUCAUACAGAGACUUACCUGCGGGAAUGCCCAGAUCCCUGUAGCCCUUGGUAGCCCCGUACCUUUCCUGUGUUGGAAGCUGCUUCUCUGAACUGGAGGUCCUCCAAGAAAAAAAAAACACUGCCGGAAAAAGAUUCCUCAGCCUAACUCCUUCCUUCAGAAAUCUAAUGGCUACAUAGCGCUUCCGUGAGCUUCUAACAGUGGAGGGCCCCGUCUCACCCUGGACUUCCUUGCUUUCUGAUGGCGGUUCUGC